Saccostrea cuccullata (small rock oyster) is the source of this 1008-nucleotide messenger RNA. RefSeq lists its product as uncharacterized. Bases 85 to 993 code for a protein of 302 amino acids. The transcript has 5 exons. Gene Ontology annotation, cellular component: extracellular region. The record is from RefSeq and is a predicted model, not a curated record. NCBI's taxonomy places the organism in Eukaryota, Metazoa, Mollusca, Bivalvia, Ostreida, Ostreidae.
CUACUUCCGUCUUAUUUUAAGUGGGCCGAUUUUUUUUUCGUGUCAAAUUCACCUAAAGACAUUAAAAACAUAAUUCAUGUUCGAAUGUAUUCGACCAGUUACCGGGUUCAGGUCAGGCAGACUGGUCUCUCAAAUCAGAAAAGUGAUUCCCAGUUUACGGAAGACGUAAUCCGCAGUCACAAUGAAUACAGAAAGAAACAUGGCGUGCAGCCUCUGACGCAUGCGUCCGAUUUAUCUACACAAGCUCAAAGAUGGGCGGAGGUUCUGGCCACGACGAACACCUUCAAACACAGCAGCAUCUCAUUAAGAGGGGAAAGGCUGGGGGAAAAUAUAGCCAUGAAGUGGUCCUCCAAUCCACAGGACUCGUACCCUGGUCAAGAGGUAACAGACCAAUGGUACAGUGAAAUAAAAUUCUUUAACUUCGGCACUGAGCCCAGGAACCUUUCAGCAGGACAUUUUACACAAGUUAUCUGGAGAGGAAGCACGGAAAUUGGAGUCGGAAGAGCGCGUUCGAAAGAUGGGAAAAUUAUUGUCGUGGCGAACUAUAGGCCUGCUGGUAACGUUGUUGGAAGGUUUACAGACAACGUUCCAGCCCCCGCCACAGGUGUUCAAAGAAGACCAUAUGGGCUGACAGAACCAAACCUCAAAAGGGAAUCAAGUCCAUUGGCGUGUAAUUCAAAGGCAACAACUUUUGAUAAAUAUAGAAGUGGAAGAAUGGAAUCAAAAUCUACAAGAACUUUUACUGAAACUACUGGAAGUGGAGCCAAUAAAAUUACGAAAACUAUAGUGGAAGAAACUAUCAUCAAAGCAGAUGGUUCCAAAGUCACCAAUCGAAAAGAAACCAUUACACACGGAGAAAAGGGUGGAGCCAGUUCAUCUGGACCAUUAAUGUUAGAGAGAGGAAGAGAAAAGGAGAAGGAAAGUAAAAAGGAUAAAGGAAGUGGUAUGCUAGGGGUUGGUAUUAUCCUUAUAUAUCAAAUGAAAUCAAACUGAUUUUAAAUACAAUCU